Messenger RNA from Andrographis paniculata, 1268 nucleotides. RefSeq names its product protein GL2-INTERACTING REPRESSOR 1-like. Bases 326 to 664 code for a protein of 112 amino acids. The record is from RefSeq and is a predicted model, not a curated record. NCBI's taxonomy places the organism in Eukaryota, Viridiplantae, Streptophyta, Magnoliopsida, Lamiales, Acanthaceae. The transcript has 2 exons.
CUCUCUCCACCACCUCUCACCAUAUGAUUUAAUUAAGCUUUAAAGCAAUCCCAUCCCACUUUCUCUCUCUCUCUCCUCUUCAUUCCGGCUAUAUAUAUCAUAGUCCGGUCCUCAUCAUCAAUCUCUAAACCCAAUAUCUUCUUCUUCUUCUUCAGCUACAAGUGGUGGCGCCACCGCCGUCGCCAAUUCGACCACAAACCCACCUUAGUAUCAUCUUCGUUUCUUAAAAGGGAGAGAAGCAAAAGUGAGGUGGGGUUGCAUCCAUCAGGCAGGCAAGGUUUUGUUCAAUCGUCGAUUACCAUUUAUAUAUAAAUAAAGAUAUAUCAUGAGUGAGAGGAACGGACCUAAGCUGGAGCUGAAGCUGAAUUUGUCACCGCCGAGGCGCCAUCCGGCUUCGCCGAGCCGAUCGGUGACGGUGUCGCCGCCGAGCUCGUGCGUGUCGAUGGAGCUGCAAGAGGAGAGGUACUCGUCGAGCCCGGAGACAACGUCGUCCAUGAUGCUGGUGGGGUGUCCCAGGUGCUUCAUGUACGUCAUGCUCUCCGAAGAGGAUCCCAGGUGCCCCAAGUGCAAAAGCACCGUCCUGCUAGACGUCAUCCCCGACGCCGCGCCGCCGCCGCCGCCCGCCGCCGCCGCUCCCACUGCCCGCAAGACAAGAAAGCGCUAGACAGACCCAAGCAGAAUCCUCUACCAACAAAUUUCUAGUAAUAUAUAUAUAUAUAUAUAUAUGUAUGUAAGUGGCACUAUUGGAGCUCCAUUUUUAAACCAGCAUUCGGACAAUCCAAAAAGAAGAAGAGUGGAGCCUCAAUAGUGCUACCUUCUUCUUCUUCUUCUUAUUAUUAUUAUUUUUCUUUCGACUUUUCUAAGCAAGUUAAGCUAAGCAUAGGAAUUGGAUCUGGUCUGGUCUGGUCUGGUAUAGCUGCAGGCAGCGAUGUCGGCGGGUGCAGAUUUGUGCUUUCUUUAGCAGAAAAUCAACUAUGUUCUAUCCUCCCUCCCUCCCUGUGCCCCCAAAUUUUCUACUAAGAUAUAAAUCUCCUGUCCCUGGCCCCGGCCCCCUUAAUUAGCUGAUAAUACGAUUUGAAUUUCUUGAAUUCAAUUCCAUCUUGCAACGCAACUUCCACAGCAGCCUCCACAAAAUCGAACAUUCCUUGUCAACGCAGAAGAAGGAAUUGAAGAGCAAAAUCCAUUAGCUAAUAAAAAUAUCACAAGAUUUCCAUUCGAGGUUUGACAGGAAAUAUGGGCAAGUCCUGGCCUGGUGGACACAAAUUAAU